This is a messenger RNA of Budorcas taxicolor (takin), 2565 nucleotides long. RefSeq names its product potassium calcium-activated channel subfamily N member 2 (gene KCNN2). The record is from RefSeq and is a predicted model, not a curated record. The transcript is spliced from 10 exons. Gene Ontology annotation, molecular function: small conductance calcium-activated potassium channel activity; calmodulin binding. Gene Ontology annotation, cellular component: neuronal cell body; plasma membrane; dendritic spine. Bases 1 to 2565 code for a protein of 854 amino acids. Gene Ontology annotation, biological process: potassium ion transmembrane transport. Lineage: Eukaryota; Metazoa; Chordata; Mammalia; Artiodactyla; Bovidae.
AUGUUCCGCAGAAGGCGCAAAUGUGAUGUCAUGCCCAUUGUUUUGGUGCGCCCGACCAAUCGGACUCGCCGCCUGGAUUCUACCGGAGCCGGCAUGGGCCCUUCCUCGCACCAGCAGCAGGAGUCUCCGCUCCCGACCAUAACGCAUUGCGCAGGGUGCACCACCGCCUGGUCUCCCUGCAGCUUUAACAGCCCUGACAUGGAAACCCCAUUGCAGUUCCAGCGCGGCUUCUUCUCGGAGCAGCCGCCGCCGCCGUCGCGCUCCUCGCACCUGCAUUGCCAGCAGCAGCAGCAGAGCCAGGACAAGCCGUGCGCGCCCUUCGCUCCCCUCCCGCACCCUCACCACCACCCGCACCUCGCGCACCAGCAGCCGGGCAGCGGCGGCAGCAGCCCAUGCCUCCGGUGCAACAGCUGCGCCUCCUCCGGUGCCCCGGGGGCGGGGGCGGGGGAUAACCUGUCCCUGCUGCUCCGUACCUCCUCGCCCGGCGGCGGCGCCUUCCGGACCCGCACUUCCUCGCCGCUGUCGGGCUCGUCGUGCUGCUGCUGCUGCUCGUCGCGCCGGGGCAGCCAGCUCAAUGUGAGCGAGCUGACGCCGUCCAGCCAUGCCAGUGCGCUCCGGCAGCAGUACGCGCAACCGCCAGCGUCCGCCUCCCAGUACCACCAGUGCCACAGCCUGCAGCCCGCCGCCAGCCCCACGGGCAGCCUCGGCAGCCUGGGCUCUGGGCCCCCGCUCUCGCACUACCACCACCACCCGCACCCGGCGCACCACCAGCACCACCAGCCCCAGGCGCGCCGCGAGAGCAACCCCUUCACCGAAAUAGCCAUGAGCAGCUGUAGGUACAACGGGGGCGUCAUGCGGCCGCUCAGCAACUUGAGCGCGUCCCGCCGGAACCUGCACGAGAUGGACUCCGAGGCGCAGCCCCUACAGCCCCCGGUGUCUGUCGGAGGAGGUGGCGGCGCGUCCUCCCCGUCUGCUGCCGCGGCCGCCGCCGUUUCGUCCUCAGCCCCGGAGAUCGUGGUAUCCAAGCCGGAGCACAACAACUCCAAUAACCUGGCGCUCUACGGAGCCGGCGGCGGCGGCAGCACUGGAGGAGGCGGUGGCGGCGGCGGCAGCGGGCAUGGCAGCAGCAGUGGCACCAAGUCCAGCAAAAAGAAGAACCAGAACAUCGGCUACAAGCUGGGCCACCGGCGCGCCCUGUUCGAGAAGCGCAAGCGGCUCAGCGACUAUGCGCUCAUCUUUGGCAUGUUCGGCAUCGUGGUUAUGGUCAUCGAGACCGAGCUGUCGUGGGGCGCCUACGACAAGGCGUCGCUGUAUUCCUUAGCUCUGAAAUGCCUUAUCAGUCUCUCCACGAUCAUCCUGCUCGGUCUGAUCAUUGUGUACCACGCCAGGGAAAUACAGUUGUUCAUGGUGGACAAUGGAGCAGAUGACUGGAGAAUAGCCAUGACUUAUGAGCGUAUUUUCUUCAUCUGCUUGGAAAUACUGGUGUGUGCUAUUCAUCCCAUACCUGGGAAUUAUACGUUCACAUGGACGGCCCGGCUUGCCUUCUCCUAUGCCCCAUCCACCACCACCGCUGAUGUGGAUAUUAUUUUAUCUAUACCAAUGUUCUUAAGACUCUAUCUGAUUGCCAGAGUCAUGCUUUUACAUAGCAAACUUUUCACUGAUGCCUCCUCUAGAAGCAUUGGAGCGCUUAAUAAGAUAAACUUCAAUACGCGUUUUGUUAUGAAGACUUUAAUGACUAUAUGCCCAGGAACUGUACUCUUGGUUUUUAGUAUCUCAUUAUGGAUAAUUGCCGCAUGGACUGUCCGAGCUUGUGAAAGGUACCAUGAUCAACAGGAUGUUACUAGCAACUUCCUUGGAGCAAUGUGGUUGAUAUCAAUAACUUUUCUCUCCAUCGGUUAUGGUGACAUGGUGCCUAACACAUACUGUGGGAAAGGAGUCUGUUUGCUCACUGGGAUUAUGGGUGCUGGUUGCACAGCCCUGGUGGUAGCUGUGGUAGCAAGGAAGCUAGAACUUACCAAAGCAGAAAAGCACGUGCACAACUUCAUGAUGGACACUCAGCUGACAAAAAGAGUGAAAAAUGCAGCUGCCAAUGUACUCAGGGAAACAUGGCUAAUUUACAAAAAUACAAAGCUAGUGAAAAAGAUAGAUCAUGCAAAAGUCAGAAAACAUCAACGGAAAUUCUUGCAAGCUAUUCAUCAAGCGCGGAAAUUGAGAAGUGUAAAAAUGGAACAGAGGAAGCUGAAUGACCAGGCGAACACCUUGGUGGACCUGGCGAAGACCCAGAACAUCAUGUAUGACAUGAUUUCCGACUUAAAUGAAAGAAGUGAAGACUUUGAGAAGAGGAUCGUUACCCUGGAAACGAAGUUAGAGACUUUGAUUGGCAGCAUCCACGCCCUGCCUGGGCUCAUAAGCCAAACCCUCAGGCAGCAGCAGAGAGACUUCCUCGAGGCUCAGAUGGAGAACUAUGACAAGCACGUCCCCUACGAUGCUGAGCGGUCCCGGUCCUCGUCCAGGAGGCGGCGGUCCUCCUCUACAGCGCCACCAACUUCAUCAGAGAGUAGCUAG